This is a messenger RNA of Myripristis murdjan (pinecone soldierfish), 1232 nucleotides long. RefSeq names its product ubiquitously-expressed, prefoldin-like chaperone (gene uxt). Gene Ontology annotation, biological process: negative regulation of transcription by RNA polymerase II; positive regulation of transcription by RNA polymerase II. The coding region runs from base 268 to 732 and encodes 154 amino acids. NCBI's taxonomy places the organism in Eukaryota, Metazoa, Chordata, Actinopteri, Holocentriformes, Holocentridae. The record is from RefSeq and is a predicted model, not a curated record. The transcript has 6 exons. Gene Ontology annotation, molecular function: transcription corepressor activity. Gene Ontology annotation, cellular component: mediator complex.
AUUUUUGACGUAAACAAAAGCUUUUAUUUUGAAACCGGAACUUCUGUUCAGUAACCGUGCGGACCGGAAGUUCCUCCACUCUGUGGGGACUGAGAGGCAGCGAGGGAACCGGAGAACGAGCCGGAGAACAAGCCGGAGAACAAACCGAAGAACAAGCCGGAGAACAAACCGGAGAACAAAAAGGUUCAGGACUCGGUUUCCUGCGAGCUUCAGCCGGAAACCGUCGCCUCCGAACCGGAAGUGGUCGCUCGGAGUGGAGCAGUAAAGAUGGCGGCUCCGGCUGACGGGGUGCAGGAGAAGGUUCUGCAGUAUGAGACCUUCAUCAGCGACGUGCUGAGGACAGACCUGCAGAGAGUGUUGGAGCAGAGAGAUGGAGUUUAUGAGAAAAUCGCCCAGUAUCUCCAGCUAAAAAACACCAUCGAGUGCCUGCAGUCUGGAUCCCAGCAGCUGAAGACUGAAGUGGAUCUGGGUUGUAACUUCCACGUCCAGGCUCAUGUGGAGGAUGCGUCCAGGAUCUUUGUGGCGGUGGGUUACGGGUUCUUCGUGGAGAUGACACACGACGAGGCUCUGCGCUUCAUCGACAAGAAGACCAGGCAGCUCACCGCCUUCACAGAGCUGUUGACCAAAGACUCGGCCAAGAUUAAAGCCAACAUCCGCAUGGUGCUGGAGGGUCUGCGGGAGCUGCAGGGGCUGAGCGACGAGCCGGACAGCAGAGGAAGAGAUGUUUUGUAGUCCUCCAGGUGUUGGAGUCUGCAGGAGCCGGACAGGAGCCGGCGAGGUCGAGCUGGACCGGCAGCGUCUCCGUUUGACUGAGCUCUGUCCUGCAGUGCGAGCUGAAUGUGAGGGACGUUUUCUGGAUAAUUAUGUUUUUUUGUGUUGGAAAAGAAGCUGAGGAGCCACUGUGUGUUUGAUCGACAGACAAACUCCAGACCGAGUGAUUCCUCUUCAUCAAGUCCAGCUGCAGAGAGGAUAAAACAGGAAGUGACUUAUCCAAACUAAGAGCAUGUGUCAGACUCUGAGAAAUUCAGUCGUAUAAACAUUUUUGACUGGUUUCUCUCUCUCUGUGUGUGUGUGUGUGUGUGUGUGUGUGUGUGUGUGUGUGUGUGUGUGUGUGUGUGUGUGUGUGUGAGGUUGAAGAUGUUUUCUAUGUGGUGUUGUGAGGCGUUUAGGUUCUGUUUGAUCGUCAAAUCUCAAAAAACAAAGAACCAAUAAAAAUAAACUGUUUCUGAUAA